AAGUUGAAUCACGUGAUUUUCACGUGCACAAAGCAGGGCAGAAAACACAAACGCAGAAACGCAGCAACGACGCCCUAACCUCACGUCUCGCGACCCGACACCUUCUCCGGCAUCCCUGAGAGCGGAGCGCCGCGUCCUCUUGCGACCCUCCUGUGACCUCCCUAAGCAGAACCAGCGAUCCGCCGGCGACGACCCUCUUCUCCUACUCCUCCGAGCCCUCGCCCUCUCUCAAAAUCCUCGACCUCUGCCGCCGUUAGACCUCCCUGAGCAGAACCCAGCGAUCCGCCGGCGACGACCCUCUUCUCCUACUCCUCCGAGCCCUCACCCUCUCUCAAACUCCUCGACCUCUGCCGGCCUUAGGGCUUAUUUGCGGUAUGAUUUUACCCUAAUCUCAGAUAACAAGUUUUGAUAUUUCUCUCCCGUUAGCAUAAAAUGAUUCUGUUGAACUGUAUGGGUUGAUGAAUCUUUGGUUUUGGUAUUGAGCUGAAAAUAUUGACUAAUGCAACCAAGCAAUUCCUAAGAAUUCAUGUUUCAAAGGUCGUGAGCUCUUUGAUGUAAAGGUUGUAUUUUUAUGCGUCUCCUCGUCCAGAUUCUUCACUGUGACGUCGGUAGAUUCAUCUUCAUGUGAAUCCAAUGCUCUUCUUGAUCUCCUCCUACUCCUUCCUCUUUCGCCGCUGGGAAUCCAAUCAUCCGUUUCUCCGUCCUCGCUCGGCCCCGCUGCGACUCCGUAGGGCUUCACGCUGUGCACGGCGCCCUCGGGGAAGAACCUGGUCGACGGCAGCUCGUCGACGGGCGAGCAGAACACCUGCGGCCCGUCCCGGUCGUUCCACAUGUCGAAGUUGCCGGGGCUAGGGCAACAGGAGGGAAGCGGCGCUGGAGGGAGGGAGGCGGCGCUCCUGGAGCCGGCGCUAGAGGGAGGCGGCGCUACUGGAGUCGGCGCUGGAGGGAGGCGGCACUGCUGGAGUCGGCGCUAGAGGGAGGUGGCGCUGCUGGAGUCGGCGCUGGAAGGAGGUCGGGCGACGAGGGAGGCAAUGGGAGGGAAGCGACGGAGGGAGGCGACGCGAGUUGGAAGAGGAUAGGGCUUUUUUCGUGCACGCGCAUUGCACGUGAGGAAGGAUUUUAUACCAGAUAUGUGGUCCAGGGGUGGACCAGGAAUUUCUGGUCCAGAAGAUCCGACCCCCUCAUAAAACGACUGUUACAAUCUUCAUAUCAGGUAUCUUAUAAGCCUUACAAAUUCGAAAGCACGAACGACUUCUCACCACGAAAGGUAGAAUAAAAUUAAAUAAAAAGGAAAUCCCGCCCUCCUUCACGGGCUUAUCUUAAAACUUGAAUCCCAAACCCCAAACAACGGCACAUUCCACCCAUUUCCAUUUCCAUCUCUCCGAUCUCAAGUCUCAAGUCUCCACAGCACCGACAAGGACACACAUUCCACCCCCUUCCCGUUCCCGCCUCGGCCGACGUAUGCAGUAUUAAUAUUGAAACCCACUCCCAAGUAAACGGCACUGAUCGAUGAUGGAGCGGUGUUGGGAAGCGGCGGCGGCGGAGGCGGCUGGAGGAGCGGAGGCGGCUCACAAGCCGGUUCCGGCGCCGUUCCUGACGAAGACGUAUCAGCUGGUGGACGAUCCCGCCACAGACCACAUCGUCUCCUGGGGCGACGACCGCGUUUCGACCUUCGUCGUGUGGCGCCCUCCCGAGUUCGCCCGCGACAUCCUCCCCAACUUCUUCAAGCACAACAACUUCUCCAGCUUCGUCCGCCAACUCAACACUUAUGGGUUUCGAAAGGUGGUGCCGGAAAGAUGGGAGUUCGCCAACGAGUUCUUCCGUAAAGGAGAGAAGCACCUCCUCUGUGAGAUCCACCGCCGGAAGACCUGCUCUGCCGCCUCCUCUUCUUCCUCUGUCUUUCCCUUGUCGGCGUCCUCCUCCAGCUUGUUCCCUUUUUACUCCCACUUCGACGACUACCGCCUCGCCGUCGCCGCACAUGGCUGGAAGCCGGCCGGCGAGGCCCCCUCUUCCCGCCUCCUCCUCCUCGGCGGCGGCAAUGAGGUCUCCGGGAAUGCCAUCAGAGCGCCGAGCGCCGCAGCGUUGGUGGAGGAGAACGAUCGGCUGCAGAGGAGCAACACAGCGCUGGUGGCGGAGCUGGCGCACAUGCGGAAGCUUUACAACGACAUCAUCUACUUCGUGCAGAACCACGUGCAGCCGGUGGCUCCCAGCUCCGGCUUGCUCUUCUCCUCCAACCACCGCAUAGCGGCGACGGGCGGACACCCCGGAAGCCCGGCUUCGAGCAGCUCCCUCACCAUCGCAGAGGAGCCGACGUCCCCGCCGCCGCCGCAGCUCGAUGACGACACUAAUAAGAACGAAUUGGAGAGCGGCAUCACAGAGCCGAAGCUGUUCGGGGUGCCCCUAGGCUCCGCCGGCCGUUCUAAGCGACUCAGCUUCCAAGUCGUCGACGACGACGAGCCACCGCCGUCGACCAAGCUACGCCUCGUGGUAGAAAAGGACGAGUUGGAAUUAAAUCUAACGCCGUCAUCAUGAUCCCCAUUAAUCUUCUUGAUUAAUUUGGGACGUCUUUAAUUCCUUGUUUAUAAUCUUUGUUGGUCGAUUAAUUAGCGAGCUUCUUCGUAGUGUAUGUUGUUAGCUUUUAAUUUUUCUCCUGUGUUUAUUGAGAGUAGUUAAUUAAUGUAAAUAGCGAUCUUAACUAAUCUAUUUUGAGAACGUAA
This is a messenger RNA of Zingiber officinale, 2717 nucleotides long. Its product is annotated as heat stress transcription factor B-4c-like. The record is from RefSeq and is a predicted model, not a curated record. Gene Ontology annotation, cellular component: nucleus. The transcript has 2 exons. Gene Ontology annotation, biological process: regulation of transcription by RNA polymerase II. Gene Ontology annotation, molecular function: DNA-binding transcription factor activity; RNA polymerase II cis-regulatory region sequence-specific DNA binding. NCBI's taxonomy places the organism in Eukaryota, Viridiplantae, Streptophyta, Magnoliopsida, Zingiberales, Zingiberaceae. Bases 1510 to 2532 code for a protein of 340 amino acids.